AUGGAGCCGAAAUGUGAUUAUUGUAAAACCACGCGAGCAAUAAUUUACUGCAAGUACGAUUUGGCUAAACUAUGCCUAACUUGCGACGUCCAUGUACACUCUCCGAAUCCUCUGUCUCGCAGACACACACGUUCUUUGAUCUGCGACAAAUGCUUCUCACAGCCUGGCAUAAUCCGCUGUCUCGACCAGAAGGAUUCAUAUUGCCAAGGAUGUCAAUGGCACGUAAGUAACUGCUCUGCCUUAGGACAUAGACUUCAAAGGCUGGAACCAUUCUCCGGUUGUCCUUCUCCAACCGAACUUUCCAGAAUGUGGUCUUCAAUUCUUGAACCUACUUUUUCCAGUUUAGUUAAUCCAUCCAUUGGUUCUUUGCCUUUGGUUGAUCCCAACAGUGACAUGUUCGAUAUGUCAAAAAUCAACGAGUUAAACGAUUUAUUUGGUUCCUCUUAUUCAAUGAUGUCACAAAACAACACUUACAUUCAGAAUCUCAGUGACCAAUCAUCUUUCUUUUCAGGGGAUUCUAAGGGAUGUCCUGAUUUGAUUCUAAAACUUGAAGAAGGCGAAGAAGAUCUAUGUGAAGGACUUAACUUGGAUAAUGCACCGUUAAACUUUGAUGUUGGAGAUGAUAUCAUCGGCUGCUCGCCACAAGAAAACAUAGAAUCUGAUCAAACAUUACCAAAUGCUCUCUUGGUUUACAAGAACAACAUAUCUGUUACUGACUCAAACUUUACUACAGACAACCCAUUAGAGGUAACGUCACCAGGACAGCAAGAUUGCACGAGUUAUCAUCAGUCAGUUCCGUUGCAAAUGAACAUCAACAUUGGACUUCCUCUUCCUACAUCCCCUAUCUUGUUCGGACAGAUGCCUCCGAACAUCACAGGUCAUGAAAGCAGUGCAACAGAUUACCAAGAUUGUGGUAUGUCUACAGGGUUUAUAAUGAGUGAUUCACCAUGGGAAACGAAUCUUGAAGUUGGUUCUCCACAAGCAAGGAAUGAAGCUAAGUUGAGAUACAAAGAGAAGAAACUCAAGCGCACUUUUGGGAAACAGAUUCGAUAUGCAUCUCGCAAAGCGAGAGCUGACACGAGAAAAAGAGUGAAAGGAAGAUUCGUGAAAGCUGGAGACAAUUAUGACUAUGACCCAUCAUCACCACCAACGACCAAUCACUGA
Eruca vesicaria subsp. sativa (arugula) is the source of this 1164-nucleotide messenger RNA. NCBI's taxonomy places the organism in Eukaryota, Viridiplantae, Streptophyta, Magnoliopsida, Brassicales, Brassicaceae. The record is from the annotation of a GenBank genome assembly.